AUGGUCGAUCUGCUUAUUCUCCUGAUUUUUGUGACAUUGAUUUUUCUUAUUGGUACCGUCGUUGUCUUUGCAUAUGUUUCCGGGUUCUUUACGUCCAUUGAUGUCGCAAUUUCAUCUGAUCUUCCUUAUUUAAAGGAUGGUUCAACUAUUUACUACAAAAUCAACAAGGGAUCUUAUUAUUCCUUAGGCAGUCUUUUUACUGAAACAUAUUGUGUUGCCCCAAAAUUAAUACAAUUUGGAUUACACUAUGACGACCCUGAGAUCGUCCCUGAGGAUGAAUGUCGCUCCGCCAUUGGAGUCCUUGUAAAUGAAAAAGAAAAUAAGGAUAUAAUUGAAGAAUUGGAAAAGAAUGGAUUCAAGAAAAAAAUUUUGCCUUCUAUCGAAGAAGGGAUAUAUGCUUCAUUUCCUCAUAUUUCAUUUCUGUCUAUUGGUUUUGGUUUGUCGAAAGUGAUUCUAUUGUUGAGGUCUUAUUUCAAGAAAAUGGACUGCAAGGAAUUCACGUUUCUCGAGAUUUAUGAUGACGAUACCAUCCAUUAUAUUGGAAUUACUAAAGACGCUGAUGACUUUCUUGUUGAGGAUUUUUACCUCGAGGAAAAUGACGAAAUUGUCAAAAUUACCCAAUCGGAUAUUGAAGCCGUCACUGAGGAAGGAAAGGAAAAGGCAGAGUAA
Molecule: messenger RNA, 669 nt
Organism: Rodentolepis nana
Lineage: Eukaryota; Metazoa; Platyhelminthes; Cestoda; Cyclophyllidea; Hymenolepididae
Source: the annotation of a GenBank genome assembly